GUCACUGGUUGAUGUUUGUUGUGUUGAUAAUUUAGUAUUUGUGUGAACAGUAUGUUGAUAGUUUAGUAUUUGUGUGAACAGUAUGCUGAUAGUUUAGUAUUUGUGUGAACAGUAUGCUUAUAGUUUAGUAUUUGUGUGAACAGUAUGCUGAUAGUUUAGUAUUUGUGUGAACAGUAUGCUAAUAGUUGAGUAUUUAUGUGAAGGGUAUGGUGAAGCAGCAUGCUGAAAAGGUUCUUCAUCAUUCAGAUGCUUUCUAGAUGCUUCAUCAUUCAAGUUGGAGGCUGCCUGGUAUCUGCUGACACUAGUUCUAGGCUCACAGACUUGUGUGUGUGUGUGUGUGGGUCUGUGUGUGUUUGUUUGUGUGUGCGUUUGUGUGUGGGUGUGUUUGUUUGUGUGUUUGUGUGUGUGUGCCUGCCACAGAUGCACUAAUGUUUAGAAAUGGUUGUUUAUAACUUGGUAUAGACAUGCAUAACAUGGUCAAAUGUCAUUAUAUAAAUAUACACUCGUGGUCAAAAGUAUUCAUACCCUUUGCCUGAGAUAUCAAUAAUUCCACAUUUCAUGAAAAAACAUUGAAAGUGAAAAUGUUUUGCUUUGAUCUCACAGGAAAAAUAAAAUAAAUAUCUACACUUAAAUAGUGCAUACAGUUUUCAUUAAAACAUAAAUGGCCUAGACAAGAUUAUAGGCAGGAGAAUAAUUUGGAGAAUUCUAAAUAAUUAGAUUAUUUUCAAAAUGAUUGUCAUUGAACAAAUACUGGUACAGUACAAUGAAAUGCAGCUGGCACCUAAGCAGAAGUGCAAAUAAAAGAUUGCAGAAAAUGUAAAGUAAAACAAUCAAUACAAUUUAUGUUAUAGGUGGGAUAUAUAAAUGUGCAAUGAAGGCAAACAAAAGUACAAAUGGCAUUUCUAAACAUGCAAUGAAGGCAAAUAGAAGGUGCAAGGUAGUUCCUGAGAUAGACAUGUGCAUGAAACAACUGAAAAUAUCAGAGUCCAGUAGUACAAAGAGAGUAGUGCAACAAGGUCCCUGAGAGGCAAUACUAAGCGGUGGACAGGUGGGUAUGGUUACUGUCUGGUUUUUAAUUAGGUUAGAAGCUGGUGAUUCUCAUUUACUGGAAUAUUUUCGUCAACUGUGUUCAGUUGCAGGUGCGUGCAGAGUAUAAAUUGCUCCUCAAUAAGGUUUAAGAAAGAGCAAAAAGAACAUUCUGGAAGGGUUUGUAGCUGUAGAGUGUGCCAGUUGCCAGUAGAGAAGCACAGGAGCCUUGCUGAUGGUUACAACAACUGUUUAAUUUACAGCUGUUACCUUUGUCAAAGGAUGUGCUACCAACUUCCUGUCCCUACCAUCUGUUUCUUUUCUGAAUAACAGUACAUUAACAAACAUAAGUGGCAGUUGCUGUUGAAUUAAAUAAUUGUUUUGAUUUCAUUGAAUUAAAUCCUGAAUAAUGAAAUAGGAAACUAUUUAUCAUUUAAUGCAAGGGUUUAAAUGUAAAAGUCAGAACCUGUAAAAAUCUUGGCAGCAUUCCAUGCAGUUGUUAUUAUAAUAGUGGUCUCCAACCCUGCACCAUAACUGUAUAUUUUCAGUCCAACCCUACUAGUUGGGCCUGAUUCACAUUAGUUACAACUGGGGUUGGAGCAAAAACCUACAUGAUGGAAACUCUUGAAGAACAGGAUUGCAGGCCACUGAAGCAGAGAAGAAUGUUAGAACAAACAGCAUAUCAGGCAGGCUAGUUUGUGUUUUUGCUAAUUCUUGGAUUUACAAAGCAUUGUAAAAAGGACACUGGCUUGUGUGAUCGGCUUGGUUCUUCUUGUUGUUGUUACAGGUUAAAUCCCUGAUUUCAUACAAUGGAGCUCCUUCCCCCAGUGAGAUGUCUAACCAUUAAACUCUUGACCUGCAGAACUUCAACUCCCCCACACUUGUAGAAUUUUCAGUCCCUCAGAUCUCCAGUCCUCUACAUCUCCAGUCCCUCAGAUCUCCAGUCCCUCAGAUCUCCAGUCCUCCAGAUCUUCAGUCCCUCAGAUCUCCAGUCCCUCAGACCUCCAGUCCCCAGUACCCCUAGUCCCCUACUUCUCCAGACCACAAGUCCUCCAGAUCUCCAGUCCCUCAGACCUUUUGGAUAAAAACAGAUUUGAGGUCUCAUUCUGGAAGGCACCACUCUAAGCAUUGUUGCUGGACUGCAUCAUCGAAUGGAAGCCUGAAGGGACUGUAGUAGCAGCCAGUCUGAGUGAAGGAACUCAGAACUGAACUGAGGGCAGGUCAAAAUGAGUCGUCAGAUUGGAGAGUCGGUUUUCACCGUCCAUGUUGGUGAGGUCAAGAACAACAACCAGAAUCAGCACUUCAUCAGGGGUGUAGGCGGAGGAGGGGUGAUAUCCGAUGGGGAUUCUAACGCUAACCAGAUCACCCAGACUGGGGAGUCAGGAGACGCGACGUCAGGAGACGCGACGUCAGGAGACGCGACGUCAGGAGACGCGCCGGCAGGAGACGCGCCGGCAGGAGACGCGCCGGCAGGAGACGCGCCGGCAGGAGACGCGCCGGCAGGAGACGCGACGGCCAGAGAUGCGAUAGGAAGAGAUGUGGGAUCUCUUAAGUCUGUGUCUCAAAUGACGACAGUGAUAAAGGAACCGCAAGACAAGAUCAUCAUCUGGGGUACGGACUCCCAGUGUGAUGACCCCGAGCUGGCCGAAUUUGAGAUGCUGGAGUGCCAGGAGCUGGAAGCCUACCUGGUAGAGGAGGAGGAGGAAGGAGUUAUGCAGGGAAAAAGAGUCGGAAAUGGGAACAUCCUCCUGGACCAGCCCGUAUCUGUGGUGGGGUUAGUUUCUAACCAAAGCUCCAAGAGGGAGCAAGGAGGGUCGAAGACCAUCCUACAGGACCCAACUGAGCAAGAUGCUGCUACCGUGUCCCAUCUAUCCGGGACUUGGACGAUGGGCAUGGGGGUAGUGGACUGUGUGGCCAAGGCAGAGUUCAGCUCUGACAAUGAUGUCUUUGUGUCCUGCUUGUCCACUGUGUCCAGUUUGGGUGGCAGUCUGGCCAAUGCUCUGGAUACUGCUGGACAGACCCAGGCCACCACCACAGACUCCUGGCCUGUCCCCUCAGGACCUAACAGAACCAUAGCAGAUGAUCUGACUCUGGCUUCUCAAUCCUCUUACAUAAUAUCAGACUGCAGAAUAUCUUCCCAGCAAUCCAGAAAACACCAGGCACCAUUUAAAAGCACAAUAAUAGAAGCUGGGCAACCUCAAGCUGAAUCUAGAAGCACAAUACAACGAGCCAAACAACCUCAGGUGCCACAUGAAAGCACAACACAAAAAGGUGAGCUUGACCUGAACCAGAAUAAGUCUGACAAGGUUGCCGAUGUAAAAGCACAAGCUAGUAAUGGCGUAAUAGUGGGUCAAUGUAAAAGUCAGACAAACAUGAGGGAACAGGGCCACAAAGAGCACAACCAGAACCUGGAGCUGAGGUACAGGGAAGUUGGAGGCAGUGCUGAGGAGGACAAACAUGUGUUUUCCCCUGAUGUGAACCACAAUUCACCCGCCAAAUCAGUUACCAAGAGGAUUCAAUCUGUUGAAUCCAAAGACUUCAAGAAACAGGACUCUUUUGAAAAACAAAUGAAAAAACAAGGUUCCUUUGAACAAACCAUGAAGAAAACCACCUCGUUCGAACAGAGCACGAAGAAAACAACCUCAUUUGAAAACACCACGAAGAAGUCAGCCUCGUUUGAUAGAAGCUUGAGGAAAGAACCUUCCUUUGACAGAACACUGGGGAAGCAGGGUUCGUUUGAACGUAGUGCCAGUCCUUCCAGUCUGGAGGGGAGGAAGCCUUGGGGAAGCAGAAGCCCUAGCCGGCCAGCCACCCCUCCCUGGUCUCCCAGGAAACAAGCCCCCAAUUCCCCUGCCAAGACCAGCACCAGACCAGCUUUGUCCACAUCCCCGUCUAAGACGAGCAAUCGAGCCUCCAGCCAGGACACCGGUGGUUCCCCCCAGCGAGGCAUCCCCACUGGCCUCAGAGUGCCGAGUAAGGUCUGUGUGACCAGCAGCAUUCCAAAACCCAUGUCCCCUCUGCCACCUGCUGUCCCCAGGAAGUCAUCACCAACUCACCAACCCAAAACCGCCCGCCCUAAGAUCAUCACCUAUGUCCGUAAAAGCCCCCAGGUACAGGUCCAGUCCCAGGAGACAGAGAUUGGCCAGUAUGAGUCUUCUACGCUCCCUCCUCGUUUACCCACCUCCCAGCCCAGCCCUCCUGCAGCCCAAAGGGAGCCCCAUAAGGUUGGGACUCAUUCUAAGGCCUCACAGGUGCUUUGCUCUUCCAACACCAUCUUUGAUAAGUACCGCCAGGAGAUGCAAAAAGCAGGAUUCUUCCCUGCGGGUACCGGCAUGACUUCGCUGGGCAUCAAGCCUCCCAGUCACCCUCCUUCACACAGGCUCUCUGGGAAGUCUGGCAGCUUCCAUGGAGAACUUCCAAACCGCUACAUGUUGGAGUUGGGUCUGGCACCUCCAGUGCUGUCUCCCCAGGAGGGUACAGGUAUGUACUGCUCUCCCAGGCCCAGAGGGCCCCAGCUGGGGUUAGGGGCUGUCACCCGCCAGCCAGCGGCACCCAAGGCCAGGAACGCGCUCCAGGGUCCGGGCCAGAUGGGUCAGAGAUCCGGGGUCACGACCCUCAGCCACCCAGGACAGCCAGGGACCACUCAGGGACACCAUGACCCCACAGACCACAGAAGACCAGGCCCUGAGGCCACCCAGUCCAGGAUCUUUCUUCCUAAAGCUGGUCAGUCUGGUCUGCGACAUCCAGGCUUCUCGGCCCUGCCACCUGCCCGUCUGGCCACCUUCGGCUUUGUGCGGAGCUCCUCCAUCUCCUCUGUCUCAAGCAACCAAUCGACAGACAGCAGCCACAGCGACCCAUGCAGACCUUCUCAACCUUCUAGGAAGGCGGAUCAGAGGGCUGUAGAUGUGGUCCAACCCACUGUCUCCUCCCCUAAACGCUUUGCAGUGGUCCCACCCAAGCCUCAUUCUCCAGUACGUAGAUCCAAAACAGGUUGUGGUGGGUUGGAUUUCGGAGGUCAGGAGGAUAAGUGUGACCUUGCUCUAGUGCAGCAGUUGAGGGAACGCUGUGACAAGCAGGCCAGACAGAUCCACAGUCUCCAGACUGAGCUAAACAAGGCUUCUCUGGGACUUCAGGUGUUCUCCAUCACCACACAACACUUCCACCAGAAGAGUGAGAGCGCCAUCGUGAAGGAGCGAGAACUGUCCUUGGAACUCACCAAGAUCAGGGAUGAAGUGGCGUCCAGUGUUUUGCGUUGGGAGGCUCUGCAGCAGGAUAAGGAGGCGUUGGAGCGGAGGUUUGAGGGGGAGUUGGUGGAUCUGCAUGCCCAGCAGCAGAGUGAGUUGGCUGUGUUGGAGGAGAGACUGAGGUUGCAGCACAAUCAGGAGGUCCGGCGCCUGGAGGCCCAACAGAAGGAACAGCUGGACACACUACGGGUACAGCAUCUGGAGCAGAUGGAGGAAAUGACAGAGAAUCAUGAAUCCGUCCUGACAGAGAUGGAGUCUAACCACAACGACACAUUGGCCACUCUGAAGGAAGAACAUGCCAGGACCAUCAAAAACCUGAAGAUGGCCCAUGACCAGCAGAGGAAGUCACUGGAAGAGGAAUUUGAGAAGCUCAGACUGUCCCUGCAGGACCAGGUGGACACGCUGACAUUUCAGAACCGCAGUCUGAGAGACCGAGCCAAGCGCUUCGAGGAGGCCCUCUGUCGGAGCACAGAGGAGCAGAUAGUGGAGGCACUAGCUCCGUAUCAGCACAUUGAGGAGGAUCUGAAGAGCUUAAAGGAAGUUCUGGAGAUGAAGAACAAACAGAUCCACGAACAGGACAUCAAAAUCUCAGAGCUGGAGAGAAUGCAGGCCCAAAAGAACGUGUUCCUGGAGGAGAGAGUCCAGGUUUUACAGCAGCAGAAUGAAGACCUGAGGGCCCGGAUAGAUAAGAACCUAGCUCUGUCCAGACAUCUUUCUGAGGAAAAUGCCAACCUCCAGGAGUCAGUGGAGAAGGAGAGCAACGAGAAGAAACGUUUGAGUCGUAACAACGAGGAGUUGCUAUGGCGGCUGCAGACAGGAGAGCUUAGUCCCCAUAUGUCCCCCACAGGGUCCCCUAUCCACAGAGCGUCCCCCAUCCUUCAUGGAUCCAACUCCUCCUCCCCUAUAAACCACCGCUCCAGCCCUGGCCCUGCAUCACCUGCACGACCACACUCCUACCACCAAUGAGAUGAUCCACCCACACUCCUACCACCAAUGAGAUGACCCACCCACACUCCUACCAGCAAUGAGAUGACCCACCCACACUUCUACCACCAAUGAGAUGAUCCACCCACACUCCUACCACCAAUGAGAUGAUCCACCCACACUCCUACCACCAAUGAGAUGACCCACCCACACUUCUACCACCAAUGAGAUGACCCACCCACACUUCUACCACCAAUGAGAUGAUCCACCCACACUUCUACCACCAAUGAGAUGAUCCACCCACACUUCUACCACCAAUGAGAUGAUCCACCCACACUCCUACCAACAAUGAGAUGAUCCACCCACACUCCUACCACCAAUGAGAUGACCCACCCACACUUCUACCACCAAUGAGAUGACCCACCCACACUUCUACCACCAAUGAGAUGACCCACCCACACUUCUACCACCAAUGAGAUGACCCACCCACACUCCUACCACCAAUGAGAUGACCCACCCACACUCCUAUCACUAAUGAGAUGACCCACCCACACUCCUACCACCAACGAGAUGUCCCACCUACACUCCUACCACCAAUGAAACUACUCCACCCUCUGCUCCUACCUCCAAUGAGAUGCCUCUUCCAUCUGCUUUAACUCCACCUUCCAAACUGCCGUCUUCCCCAGUGAAGGGGAGGAAGGAACAACUUGCCUUCUGCCCCUAACAGCUCUCCAUCCAUCUAAACAUCUAUGGAACAUUUUUGGAACCCUGGAAGGACUCUGGAACAUCUCUGGAACUUUGGAACAUCUCUGGAACUCAUCUGAAACCCUUUUCCUGUUUUUCUGGGUGAGGAGGGUCCUGACGAGGUAGAAUAUCUUUCCAACUAAGUCUUCUUGAUCCAUUCCUCCAGAAUGCAUUUCUUUUUGUCCAUAUUUACCUGCAUACCCAAGGAUAUUUCAGUUGGCUUCAAGAUUUACAGAACCUAUUGGGAAGUAUGGUAACUUUGUAUCCCUACAGUUAAGGUAUAAACCUUGUAAAUAUCUGUGUUAAACUACUAGAUGGAUAUAGACAACUCAUCUCUGGGACAUUCUGAGGUAACAGAGUACGUUCCCUAAAUAAGGCCUGAAGAGCUCCCUCCAUCCAAUUUGUGUGUCUGACACUGUGUAUUGUAAGUGUGUACUUUCUAACCACGGCCAAUUUCAAAAUGUAUGUUUUUUUUCUACCCUAUUUCUACAGUAGGCUGAUGCUAUGCGGAUCCCCUUCUAUUAAUUCUGAACAGUAAACAGACUCCCUCUGCCAUUUGGUUCCUCAUGGUGCUUCCUCUAUCUAUCUCCAGGUUUUUACCUCUAACUGCAUUGCCAGCUUCUAUUCCUGGUUUCAGGAUCAUGGAUUUACCAAAAAACAACAACAAAACUCAUUAUAUACGCAACAAGGAAUACAAGAAGCGCCUUCCCUGUCUUUUGCCAUCCGCCUUGUUCGUACAGUAGGCAGCCCUUUCACCAGCAACACGGUAAAACAUGACAACAUGAAGAAAGAACUGAAUGUGGAUACCCUAAAUUUUCCAUGAUAUACUGCAUAUAAAUGUUUUAUAAGUAAGCUGAACCAGGCCUGGGCUGUAUUCGGGUUGUUACAUCUUUAUAACAAUGUUAUGAAAAGCUGGACUAUUUGUUACCAAUGACACUGAACACAAAGGGAAAAUUUUUCAACCCCAGCUGAUCUUCUGUAAUCCAAAAGGUUUGCAAUGCAAAAUAUAUAUAUCCAAAUAUGUCUGGACCUAACUGCAUAUAUAUAAACUGUUAGGUCCGGAAAUAUUUGGACACUGACACAAUUUUCAUAAUUGUGUCUCUGUACGCCACCAGAAUGGAUUUGAAGUGCAGACUUUCAGCUUUAAUUCAAGGGGUUGAACAAAAAUAUUAUAUGAAACGUUUAGGAAUUGCAGCCAUUUUCAUACCCGGUUCAGUUGUUUCAGGAGCUCAAAUGUAAUUGGACAAAUUAACAUAAUCUUGAAUAAAAUGUUCAUUUUUAA
Esox lucius (northern pike) is the source of this 8220-nucleotide messenger RNA. RefSeq names its product microtubule associated tumor suppressor candidate 2b (gene mtus2b). Gene Ontology annotation, cellular component: cytoplasm; nucleus. Gene Ontology annotation, molecular function: microtubule binding. The record is from RefSeq and is a predicted model, not a curated record. Bases 2253 to 6236 code for a protein of 1327 amino acids. The transcript has 14 exons. NCBI's taxonomy places the organism in Eukaryota, Metazoa, Chordata, Actinopteri, Esociformes, Esocidae.